UUUUGUCUAGUUGACGGUGGCUACACAAAUUGGUCAGAGUUCAGCUCGUGCACAGUCUCCUGCGGCCAAGGUACGAAAACGAGGACCCGAAACUGCACUAAUCCUUUUCCACAACAUGGCGGUAAUUAUUGUCAGGGUAGAUCUACCCAGUCGGUACCAUGCUUUGUCAGGCAUUGUCCUAUUAACGGUAAUUACACAGAAUGGACGGAAUUCACUUCUUGCUCGUUAACCUGCGGCGGAGGCAAACGAAAUCGAAGUAGAACUUGUUUAAAUCCUCGACCACAAUAUGGCGGUCUCAACUGCUCAAGCCUGGGUCCAGCUCAAGAGGGCGAAGAUUGCAACACGCAUGCGUGCCCUAUAGACGGAGGCUACAGCGAAUGGUCCACCUUUGGCGCAUGUUCUGCUACAUGCGGGAACGGUUUGAAGCGUCGCACCCGACUUUGUAAUAGUCCACCUCCUCAAUAUGGCGGUAUGGACUGUUCUAUAAUUGGCCCUGCUCAAGAAACACGUGUCUGCUUUAUUAAAUUGUGCCCCGUUGAUGGUAACUAUAGUAACUGGAGCUCAUUUGGAUCUUGCAGUAAAAGUUGCGGCGUUGGAGAGAAGAGUAGAACUCGAAAGUGCGACAAUCCUGUCCCAGUAGGGGAGGGUAGGAAUUGUUCACAUAUAGGUCCACCAAUCGACAUUCAACCUUGCAAUACCCAACCAUGCCCACGCAGCGGAGGGUACACCCCUUGGUCAGAUUUUAGUCCCUGCACAGCCUCUUGCGGAGGUGGGACUCAUUUUAGGAGGCGUAACUGCACGAACCCGCCACCGGCGGCUGGAGGCCGAGACUGCGUUCGUCUAGGACCCCCUGAGGAAACAAACUUGUGCAAUACACAUUCCUGCCCCGUGGAUGGUGGGUACGGGGAGUGGUCACAGUUUAGUCAGUGUUCACGAACCUGUGGCGGCGGAGAUAAGAAGAGAUCGAGAAGCUGUAACAGUCCAGCUCCAGAGCAUGGUGGAAGGAACUGUUCCGGUCUAGGACCAGCCCAAGAGACUCAAUCCUGUAACAGCAACAAGUGUCCAGGUGAGCUUUAUGAUGCAGUUUCGUCGUAGGGGCCUAGAGAGAAAGUGUAGAUAGGUGAGUGGUAAGGUAGGAAGGUAGGUAGGUAGUUAGGUAGGUAGGUAGGUAGGUAAGUACGUGGGUAGGUAGGAAGGUAGGUGGGUAGUUAGGUAGGAAGGUAGGUAGGUAGGUAGGUUGGUAGGUAGGUAAGUAGGUAGGUAGGUUGGUAGGAAGGUAAGUACGUAAGUAGGUAGGUAGGUAGGUAGGUAAGUAGGUAGGUUGGUAGGUAGGUAGGUAGGUAAGUUGUUAGUUAGGAUGGUAGGUAGGUAGGUUGGUACGUAAGUAGGUAGGUAGGUAGAUAGGUAAGUAGGUAGGUAGAUAGGCUGAUAGGUGGGUAGAUGGGUAGGUAGGUUGGUAGGUAGGUAGGUAGGUAGGUAAGUAGGUAGGUAGGUAAGUAGGUAGGUUGGUAGGUUGGGUAGGGUUGAUGAUGGGGGGGGUGGUGGAAUCUAACAUUGCACGUUUGGUCAUCCCUAUACACCUGAAACAAUAAUUAAAUGAGGGAUGGAUGAAAGAGUUGUUGCCCAUUGCGUUGGUUAAUUUCUUUGUGGUCAUCCCUAAAUGUGUUGCCCAUGUUAGCGACACGUCGAUUUACACGCCUUAAGAUUUGGAUAUUAGUUUAGGUACAUUAGCACUUUCUGUAAGAAAUAAUAUGGUUUAAGGUUAACAGUUUAAUCUAAUAUUUAUAAAACUUUAUCUGUUACAGGGAUCAGCUUUUUGGCGCCCGUGAUAUUUCCAGAGGAGACCUUUAACACAGACCUUUGGAGCACGGAAAAGUCGUACGUUCGAAUUACUGGCGGAAAAGAUCAAGUACAACGUAAGCGACUUCUAAUAUUGUUCCUUAAUUGA
Porites lobata is the source of this 1948-nucleotide messenger RNA. Lineage: Eukaryota; Metazoa; Cnidaria; Anthozoa; Scleractinia; Poritidae. The record is from the annotation of a GenBank genome assembly.